AUAGGGAUUUCCUCUGUCUGACAAGUCGUAGCUGGGGAUGAGAACUUGUUUUCUCUCUGUGACUCGGUGUGUUUUCACCUUAGAGGCAUAAGACGUGUCCAGUACUAAUAUAUAGCAAUACACAACCUGAUUUUGUAAGUUCGGCAUUAUCCCUGUGUACGUAAGGAUUUGUGCGGUAUAGAUGAACAGGUAAUUACUGACGAGCUUUGGAAGCUAGACACCUAACCAUGACAAGAUUCUCAUCAAAAGGAAAUGACUUGAAUUACAAUUAGAUGUGGAUAAGUUUAUAUAGGUAAUGCAGACAUUUAAACUGUGCCGUAUAUAGAUAGCCCAUAUGUGGAUGUGAAUGGGCGACUGUAGCAGAUAUCUAUUUUGGAUGUUUCGUAUUACAUUCAGGAGUUAAGGAACAUCUCACCUGAGAGGGAAAAGUGAGGCCAGGAAUGCUUACCAGACUGUUUAUUUAGAUUAUCAGGGGAGACAGGUAAAUGUUGUACAUAUCAUGGUGUAUCUUCUCCGCCAGCUACCAAUGAAUGGCAGGUAGACUUUUAAAUCUUAUACAACUUACAGGACAAGGAAAGCUACUAUGCUGUGUAGCGAUCUGCUGAUUACAGGUGUAGUACAGGUGUAACAGACAGUCUUACUCUAUUGUUACACUCAACCCUCACCCUAAGUAUUACAGCUAAACUGGACACUAGUCGUGUAAUUGAAUCAGUAAAUGGGAUACCAGGUGAGCGGUCAGCGAGAAUACCUUCAGGUCAAGUCUUUCUUCAGAUCAUGUGAGACUUACCUUGAAUGUUUCUACACUCUAAUUCUUUAAUAUUUAAACUUGACCACUUGUAGGAACGCGUGUUUGCUGGAUUAAAAUAGUUCAUUUGCUGCAGCGCACUUGGAUAGGAAUCCUUGCCAAAAAGAAUUAAGUUUCAUUUUGAGUUGAGACGAUCGAGUGUAAGCCAGCUCCACUAGCCUCUUAUUACCUUCAUUGUUUUGUUGACUUUUUAUUUACAACGUAAUGGCAUGCUAUUUAUGAAGUGUAAGGUGACGUUACACAUUGUGGAGAAUACUGGAUAUUUGUAUAUGGUGCUCAGCUGAGGGGGACAAUCAUGACGAGGAGGUAAAUCGUUGUGGUGGAGGCAGUUGCCUGAUUAGUGCUCAGGUAUUCCUACAGUUGACAGGUAUAUAUUGGAACCCUGGGGACAGGUGGGAUGAACAAAUUGUCACUAAUUGUAAGUGGACAUUAAUGAACUGUUAGUGUUACAUAGUGUUGAAGUCUUCAUUUGGAUCAAAUACUUGGAUACAGUACUGCAGAUGGUGUACCACUCCAGAGGAUAAGAAUCGGCAAUGCAUUACCUGGAUACUGUGAAAGGGAACUUGUUGGAGUAUUUGGAAAGUAUAUAGAAUCAAAUAUACAAACUUCAGUAUUGUGAAGCUGGUGUUGAAAUUGUGUUGUGGUCAUUGUGUAGAUAGUAAAACACAAGCUCAGGACAGUAUUCUGUGGGAGGUUUCUGUACAGGAUAUACAGAGUAGUGUGACCAAGCCUACGGAAUGCCAUAAUUACUGUGUUGUGUGGUGAACGAGAGGUGUGUGGAAGUAGGGACCAUCGGUGUGAUUCACAUACAAACACCCUGAUUUCAUACCUUUUACCAGGCUCAAUUCAAACUGUCUUUCUCAGAGUCAGCAAAACUGACCUAACCUUAUGGAAAUAUGUAUCGGUGAACAAGUGGAAAACUUACCUGUGUUAGGUAGGAACGCCUGGAUUUAAUUUCAUUACUUGUCACCUGAGUUAUCGACUGUAUACUUGUACAGAUUUCCUGCUUUAGAAGCGACCUGAUUUAUUUCACACCUGUCAGUUUGGUAGAGAGCUUUUUUGUCACAGGGAUAACAAUUCUUAUUAGUCAGUCAGAGCAUCUGGAAAGUUUUGUUCUCUGACUUAUCAAUCUGAGGAGUGGCUGGUAAAAUAGUGUGUAUCACUUUUAAUUUAGUCAGUAACAAAAUAAUUUCCUUUAAGAUAUAUAAAACUUCCAGCUGGUCUACAAACUCCUACUUAUAUCUUAUCAAAACAGGACAUGCUGUGUAUCUAUCAGGCUGGAAAAAAUACUGAACAGGGAUGUCAUUUUAUCGUGAUCAUGUGAUAGGUAUUUGGUGAUUAGUGUGGCUCGUCAGACUGUUAUGUCCUAGGAUGAGUUUUUACAUUUACAGGUAAUCUAUACCUGAUAAUAGCUGAUUACCUGGAGAUCUGCACACCUGACAGGCUUGGUACCACCACUCUGGUGACCAGAUUAGCUGACUGACCACUUACCUAGUUUACACCUUUACUUAUUGGGUAUCCCUUUGUACCUCUGUUCCUACCUGGCAAACACAGCUUGGGAUGAAUACUUCUACAACAAAAGACACUUUUGAGACAAAAACCAGCAUCUUGGAAACUUAGACACUUUAUCUGGAGUGACAUUUUUGGAUAUUUGUGUGUCAAUAUUUUAACCAGGAACAGCAGACUAGUUUAUUCACACACAGGUAUUGUAUUUCAAGCUGCUGUUAAUUUUUUUAUGAUUAUACCAGUGUAUGUGGUUACAGGAUCUAAAUCGAGUGGACAGGUGUAUGUGGGUAGUGUGUAGAUGUGGUCGCCUUUGUGAUGGAAGUACCUCGUAAUAGAGGUACCCCAGUGUCACCAUGGAUAUUAUAUAAAAUCAUGUGCUACAAAACUGUUCCCACAUUAACAAGGGCGCUUUGAGUCCUUUUAAGGGAACCAAAAAUGUCACAACAACACUAUCGGAAUACUUUGUCAUUAGGGGAUCUAAAACCUUCCAAUAUAAAUGACAGUCCAAAUUUAUCUCUUCGGAGUCUUCCUAUACGUCAGAGACUUGGAGGAGAAAUGUUCGGACGUGGAAGUGACGAGGACUCACUCUCCUCCUCCUGUGAGUUCCUGGACAAUUGGUCAAUUACAGGUAAACAAUGGCUCCCAGACAGUUACAGCCUAUCUGAUCUUUCCCCAGUGUCUGCACCAGAAUUCUCUCCACGGUCAAAUCAGGUACGCAUGCCCCACAGUCGUAAAAAAAGUCGAGCACCCCUUCCGCCUGGGAUGCAUCAGGGUCCUGUGAAGAAAGUGACUCCAUCCAAUCUCAGAGGAGAUGAUGAAUUUGAUAAAAAGAGACUCCUGAGCCAGUCAGUAGACAUGGCCAAGUUGAAUAUUGAGCGCAUGGAUAGGAUGAGAUCAAAAUCCACCGACUUUCCUCUGAACAUCAGUGGAAGAACUACCCCGGACCGUGUACCAAAAUUCUCCACCAGUACGAGGUCCAAACUGAGGGCAGCCAUGAGGUUUGGAUUAAAUUCACCGUCUGCAAAAAAGCGUCAGAAGACAAUCAUAACAGUGGAUGGAAAUACGGGUAAACAACCUCGUGCACGUAGAGUAGCGACUGUCAGCCCCCCAGAGAUACCACCCUACGAAAUCGGCUUUGUGAUCAUUUUGGAAGAUAUAGCACCAGGUGUGGAAUUUGAGGUACAAAGAAUACCGGAAUAUGAUAAAUACCUGAGUGACCUUUUGGAUGAAACUGACCAUGGUCAUCCUGACUAUGAUGACCUCCACAGGGCACAUGCAAGGGUCAAGAAAAUGGUGAGGGAACACGAGGAUGAGUUUGGAACAAGCCCAGAAAACCUCAGAAUGGACAGCAUUCAAAAACGAUUCCCUAACGAUGACCUUCAGCUACGCGAAUCUUCAUCUUCAGCAGCACAGAAACUACGCAGUCUUUCACAGCGACGACGCUCUGCACCUGGAGCAGUGCUGUUCAAAACACUCGGAAAUCGCUCCAAGAGCACGGCCAGCCUUGGGUCACAUGGUGCAAUGGGAAAGAAAGAAAUGGACAUCGUUAAUCCGUUUCGACAUCCGGAUACGGUCAACCGCCAGUACCUGAUGGAGGGCCAGGUGGAGUUCUGUCGCUCGGAACACCUGUUUGACCGUUACCUUUUCUUGUUCAAUGACCUUCUCUUGGUGGCCAAACAGAAGACAAGUACUACGUUCAAACUGAAGGAACGUGUUAGGGUUUGCGAGAUGUGGAUUUCCAACACGGUACAGGACAUCACAGAUCUUUCGCGACCCUUGGACAGGUCCUUUGUAAUUGGCUGGCCAACAACCAACGUCAUAGCUACCUUCAAAUCCACCGAAUCCAAGGAACUCUGGUUUAAUAAGUUGACAGAACAAAUUGAGGAAGAGAAAUCAAAAGAAACAUAUUCCUGCCAAAUGAAGUUGAGUGUGUUUUACAGAGAACUGGAACAGAAAUGCACCGUUGAUAUUGAUUGUAAUAUGGAAGCAAGGGACGUGCUAAAGAAAUGUCUGGACCACUUUCAAAUUCCGGAAUCGGAAUCCAAUGAAUACCAAAUAUGUGUCAAGUCUGGCAAGGAGGAUACCCACUACGCUCUCAUUGGCCACGAAAACCCAUUCAAUAUAAAGAUGAGCCAUGUCCGUGAUAUUUACCAGACCCGACCAGAUGAACCCAUAAUUCCAGCAGAUUACGACAAAGUUCUAGGAGACGCUCCCGCUGAUCUUCAAUGCAAGUUUUAUCUGAAACACAACAAGAAGUCACCAAAGAAGGGGUUUGGAGAUGAUGGGGUUAUAAAACACGCCAAGAAAGAUAGGAGCAAAAGCCUCAUGAAGUUCUUCCGACGAAAUAAGGAUGACAAGAACAACAACUCGGCACCAUCUGGCAAGUUGUUUGGACAUCCGCUCGAAGAUGUUAUCACUGCAAAUGGUCUUCCAAAGUGUGUUAUGGAACUUCUCAAAAUAUUGUUCCGUGAAGGACCCCACACAACUGGUAUCUUCAGGAAGUCAGCUAACGCUAAGAAACAGCGAGAGUUGCGACUCAAGCUUGACGAGGAUGAUGCAUACUUAGAUGAAGACACUGGUGCUUUGGUUGUUGGUGCUGUACUCAAGGAGUACUUGCGAAGUUUACCUGAAUGUUUGUUGUUGGACAAGUUAUAUGACGACUGGUUAAGUUUAAAUGAUGAUAAAAACGACGACAGUCCGCAUAAACUUGCCCUAGUCAAAAGUUUAUUGAUACAGCUUCCUCCCUGCCACUUCGACCUGCUGCGACACCUGAUGUGUGUGUUGUACUACAUAGACAAGAGAAGUUCAGUCAACCUAAUGACAGCCUAUAAUCUGGCUGUGUGUAUUGCUCCUAGUAUUCUAUGGUCAAGAGCACAAACUGACCCCCUCAAAGAUUUGGCCAGCACCACCCCACUGUCAAUUGUCACCUACCUCAUCAAAAACUCUGCCCAGGUAUUCGGAGAAGAGUCGCUUCUACUUUUUGGAAAUCCAUGCGAUCAGAAAAGACAAGACUCAAGUACAGAUUCCGAUAGCAUGCACAGUGUUCUCAGCAUGCCUGAUUCUAGUAGUGGUGGUACAAAUCGUCGUGAUGACUCAUCAAUCGACAGUCUGGAGCGCGAGGUUUACAUCGGACAAGACAUUGACUCCAGUCCUAAUCUGGCCAAGAGUCACCUGUCACCGUCUAACUUGAGUCGGGACUCGGGACUAAUGCUGAGCGACAACCAGUUGUACGACGACGACAACAGUAGUGUGGAGAUGCUGGUCGACAGGAAGGGUUAUAGUCGUAGUGUGUCACAGUACAUUGACAGAGACAAUGAGAAAAGUGGCCGUUAUGACAAUGUGUGUAGUCAAAGCUGUGAGAACUUCUACGAGUAUGGACACCACAAUCCUAAGCCGCCUCCUAGGAAAAACAGGCGGAAGGAAAACGAGGCUUCAGACCCUUCACCAAAUAUGGAGAUGCAUCGUCAUCAGACAAUUUAUUCUCGUACUGGAGAUAGCAGAUACGACAAUAGUCCUAAAUCCACAUUAUCACAAAGUCUUAGUGCUGACGCGUACCACCGGUACAAUCAUGACAGUUCUUCUGAGUCACUCCGGAGCAUUGAGGAUCGUGUUAACAUUGCAAGUGAACAAUUUGGUAAUUGGCAAAGACAGAAACGAUCAGAACAAACUCUGACUAAGUCUGCCAGUGGGAUGCACCUCUAUAUUGAUAAUGAGGAUUCUCAAUUAGACAUUAAAUCCUCUGGACGAUCUAAUCGUGACAAGCUUACUCGACAGGCUUCUGUGACGAGUACACCCCCUAUGUCGCCACAAUCAAAAUACUCGUUUAGUGAGAGUGUGGACAGUGUAUUGACAGAUUCCUCAAGUUCGUAUCUUCCACACCAGUCCAGUCAUGACACAGACUUCAGUGAUGUGAGUACGUCAUGGUACACUGCAGAUGAGUACCAUAGCAGCAUGGACUCGCAUCGGCUGCAACAGAGCUUUGAUGACUCCUCUGUAGACUUAAAUACCUCGCAAAGGAUUCGCUCAAGUGGGACAAUAUCUGGCUCAAGCCCACGCUACUACCACCAAUCCCCCAGUUCAGCAUACCAAAGCCCAAGGGCUCAUACGAGUCUAUCUGUGUGUCGGUCCUUUCCAAUGGAAUCUGGGACUCUGUCAAAAGGGUCCGGAUCUACAACAUCUAAGGAAGCAGAGGAUAUCAUCAGCAAGCCAAAACUUCCAUUUUCGCCUUUCGCAUCGGAGGAGGUGCUUCACCGGCCGAGGUCUACUGAGCCUGCUAUUUCAGUAGCUCAACCAAAGGGAGAGGCAUACACAUCAAACAUGCCAGUGAAACAGAUGACCAAAUACAGCACAGGCCUCGGAUCAUCUCCUCCUCCCCGCAUCGUCCUUCAGGGCAUGCGCCAAGCUCAGGGGCAGAAGAACACUCCAGUAAGGGCAAGUUAUGAUAGUGCUAUAGUUUCUCAGGUACGCAAGAGUAGUUUUGACAGUGAAAUGAGGAGAGACAUUGAUCAUGUAUCAGACUUUCCUUCAGUGACAUCGAAACAACCUCCAUCAUCUCCUCGUACACUUCGUAGGAGUGAGAGUGACAGUGAGAUAAACAAAACUCUCACUAACACUCCUGAUAAGGUACGACCAGACCACCCUCCCUCAUACGACCAGGCCCUUCAGAGGAACUUCAUGCUUUCCCAGGGAAUUCCAAUUGAAAUUACUGAAAACGAUGAAAAGAAACAGAAGGAAGCUAGUGCUAAAGCCAAAACCCUUUAUGAGGACUCGCUGAGGAGGUACAUGGAAGAACACCUCAACAGUCCCAGUACCCAGCGGUUCCUACCUCAGUCACCUCCACCACGGAAGGUAGAUGUACAGAAUGUUGUGGAGAAAGACAGUGAUGGGGAAUACGAGGACUCGACAGAGGAAGACAUUUAUGUUGAGCUACAAAAACCUGAAAAAGAUCCAAAGAAAUUGUAUGAGGAAUCAAGAAAAGCAUAUGAGAGAUCUGUACAAAGUGAUGUUAAGAGUAAUGACUCGCCCAUGACGAUGAGUCGUUCCUCAGGCAGUAUGUCACCAGUAAGAGACAGUAAAUUGUUGGCGGUACCUGUGUGUAACCUCCAACGAAGUUAUAGUGAUUCUGCUGACCACAUGUUUAGAAAAAGUCCUAAACGUGAGAGGUCACCUUUGGCCACAGAAAUUGUAAGGAGGGACUCUCGUACAAACACUAGAGGGGGUUCCCCACAUCACAGGGGGGUUUCCCCAGACAACAGGAGAAUUUCCCCUCACAACAGGUCUGGCUCCCCUAACAGCAACAGCAGACUGAGUUACUCCUCAUCUAGUGUUUCCAAUAGUUCCUCAGACACAGUUACAGACACUCAGUUAGCAGCCUCCCCCAGUUACAGGGAGAGGGCUGAAUCAAGUCCGGUCAUCACCAGACAUGUGUUCCCUACUGCAGAAUCUUACUCAACCAACUAUGCUCAAAACAGUGCUAAGUCUAGAGACAUGUCCCCAGCCUGUCGGACUCCCCAGGGGUAUGAUAAAACAGUGUUUAGUGCCAGUUCUAGUCGGGAUUCCUCGCGGGAUUCUAGAUACUCAACAGAGAGCAGUAGAGACUCUAUCAGCCAAAAUCUCUCAAAUGAACUAGAAAAAGUGACAAUUUCAACAAAAGACUCCUCCAAGCAACAAGUGUUAAAUAAAGACUUAACAGAUAAGGUUGUGCUAAGAAAACAUUCAGAUUCUCGAGUGUCGAGUGGUAGUCAUGGUGACAGUAGAAUGUUACAACAACGGACUAGUAUUGCCACCACAUCGGGCGUUGAACUAAGAAAGUACGCCCACCCUCCAGGGAGGAGAAACGAGGGAGUGAGAAACUCCUCUGACCUUCCCUGGAGUGUGAAACAUCUCAGGUCAAUUUACCAGCAGGGUAAAGGUGGUGAGGUUAGUCUGGACACCUCAGCAGCAGGGCCUCCUCCAUAUCAGCACCCUCCCCCCUUUCGCAGAAACAUUGACAACACACGCAUGAGUACCUCAAGUAGUAGUAGUGCUGGAAGCACAGGAGGGAGAAGUACCCCUCUCACAUGGCCCCACAGUGUUCACCCCCGUGUCCGGGGGGAGGGACCACAAACUCACGACAGUUCUGCUGAGGAUUCUGACACCUCUAGUCGCUACUCAGGGCAAGGUAGACGGGAUACCACAAGUAGUUCAGAUGAACAGGAUUCUGUCGUGUCAUAUUCUAGGACCUACUACACCGACAUCUCAUAUGUGUGAUGGUCGGUCAUUAGUGUGUGCCUUUGUGUUACCAUGGAGAUGUUAUGUGUUACCAUGGAUACCAAACUGACUACAGCAACACUGCCCCUGUGAUAUUUACUAGAAAUUAUAUUUUACAGAUCAGUGAUUUGAUUUGUACCAUUAAAUACUACCUAUUUUUAUGUGGAAAGGACACUGAUUCCAUAUCACUAUGCUAUCAAAUGCAUGAGGAUUUGUGCGUUUAGGGUGCUCAAAUUUUUGUAUGAUUUAGUAGCAAUAUUUGUCUAUAAUUUUAGCAGGAAAAUGAACAGCUGAUAUAUGUUUCUCUAUUUUAUACUUUAUAAGAUAAAAACCAAUGUUUGUAUGAAAUGAUAUUCAAAACCAGUAAGAGAUUAUGCUGCUAUGUUGUAACUGUUGUGAUUGUGUCUUGAGAACCUGUGCACAUGUGUGUAGGUGUGUGUGUGUAUGAGUAUGUGUUAGUUAAACCUAUGGUUAUGAGUCUGUGCAAAUAAAAAAGGCAGCAACUUAUUUUUAAGAAAUGCAAACUUAUAAAAACUCAAAACAUUUAUGAAAAAUAAAUUGUACCCAGAUUUAAAUUUAAAGUGCUUUCUGAGAGUGAUUACUGACCAGAACUGUCAGCUGUUCUUGCGUAUUAUGUGCAAGUACAGACAACAGAACUGUUUCUGUAAAAAUUAACAACUUAUAUCAGAUUAAAUGGCCGUGUAUAUUAUCUACUAAUUAAAUACCUCAGAAACACACACCUGGCUAGCCUCCGUUGUAUAGAAGGCCAAGGAUUUUGUAAAUUUGUAAUUAUUCUUGUAUAUCUGAAUUGGAGAAAAUCCCAUUUAUGCGUUGUUAUGUAUAUUACCAGCAUGACGGGUUAUUUAUAUUUGUACAUACAAGGCUCCCCGAGACCUUUACCUAUAUCUAAACACUCAUUUGUGCCAAUUUGCUUAUUUUCUCAAAUUACCUCUGUAGACAAUACUGCUGCAACUUAUGCCUGUUUCAUAAAAAAAUAAACGUGAGUAAUAUUUUCAAAACAAAAAUGUGCUUUUUAACGUUCACUGUAUCUAAGAUGGCAUAAUAUUAAUUUUAAGACAGUUUUGAUAACAUUGAAAUACAUUUACCCACCUGACAUUAGGUGCAUCAGCAACGAUUUUCUGAAUUAAUACAGUGCGUUCAUACUUCAGCCGUCAUCAUAAGUUAGUGCUUUAAAAUGACCGUGAAAAGCACAAAAGUGUGUUAAUAGCUAACACAAGUAUUUCUAUCAUGUGAGAUGUUUCUUUGGCAAUGCAACAAAUCAAAAAUUCAUCAAAAUGACAAGUAUUGCAAUGUUCAUAUCUUUUUUAUCUUUUCAAAUUUGAAAGUAUACCAGUGAUUUUUAUAACACUGAUUAAUGCAUGUACUACUCAAAUAAAAAAUAUCACAGAUAGAGAGCAGAGGUAAGCUGACGGGUUGCCAUGGUGACAUGGCUGUGUUGGACGAGAGGAUCGGGUAUGGCUGGACCAAUGAGUGCGGGUGUACCAUUGUAUGUAGUGUACCAGUGAACAGCAUUUUAUCUUGUACAAAUACUGGAGCAAAAGUAUCAUAUCCAAUAUGCAAUCCAUAUGAACAAACAAUAAUAAAAUAUAAUAUACUA
This is a messenger RNA of Mizuhopecten yessoensis (Yesso scallop), 10178 nucleotides long. RefSeq names its product rho GTPase-activating protein 20-like. NCBI's taxonomy places the organism in Eukaryota, Metazoa, Mollusca, Bivalvia, Pectinida, Pectinidae. The record is from RefSeq and is a predicted model, not a curated record. The coding region runs from base 2747 to 8560 and encodes 1937 amino acids. Gene Ontology annotation, biological process: signal transduction. The transcript has 16 exons. Gene Ontology annotation, molecular function: GTPase activator activity; guanyl-nucleotide exchange factor activity.